GUGACAGCACGGUGACAGCCAUUAAUUUCAGCUUUCAGCUGUCACUGCCACAAAACAAAGUAGCAUAACAUGGCACCGUAAUUACUCAGAUUCAGCAAAAACGCCAUCAAACUUAUUUUAAUCGCAGUUCCAAAAACCCAAAAAUCACGUUAAAGCCGAAAACCAACCGGUGAUCACCUCACCUCUUUUCCUUUAUUUCGCGUUUUUGCCACUAUCGCUCGUGCGAGACAAAAACCAAAGUUAAGUUUAUCUCAAAAUUCUUAUCACACACUGACAAACACAUCGCUGUUUGUUGUUUAUAACUUAGUAUCGAGAUGGACGUUCUUGAGACACGUGAUGACGACGUCCUCAGCGUAGUCGACAUCCACGACAUAGGCUCCUACCUGGCUUUUAGUGAUGUAGUGGAUGAAGAAAUCGAUGUUUUUGAUAUGGCGUCAUUAAGUAACUUCCUGCUUUUGGGACACACCUUGAAUCGCAACGACGACUUUCACAAUUCCUGCAAUUUGGAGGAUGACAAUUUACACCGAUUGUCGCUGGCGUAUGAAAAACUACACACAAUACCGAAAAUCCUCCUGCAGGAGUUGGCACCAGUUGUGAGAAUUUUAGACUUAAGCAACAACGAAUUUGAGAAUCUAGACUUUCUGAGCGAAUUUAAAUCACUAAGUACUCUUAUCUGUGAUCAUAAUAGAAUAACGUCAGACACACCCAUCCCCUAUAUGCCAAAACUGGAACUAUUUUGGCUCAACCACUGUAAAGUUGCUUCUUUAUACCCUUGGGCUAGAAAACUGCAAUUAUCGUGCCCCAAUUUACAGUAUUUGUCGCUCAUGGGUAACCCCGUGGCCCCUUCGUGCCUCAACGGCGGCAAUUUUUACGAAUAUUGGCAAUACAGGUUAUUUAUUGUGUCACUUUUCCCGAAGUUGGUGCACCUGGACGACCGACCGGUCACCCCCGACCAACGAAAAGAAGCAGAAAGGUUGUACCGGAAGCCUCUAGUGGAGCGCCUAGUCAUGAAAACACACGCGAAUUUACCUGAAUAUCUGCGCCAUAUUUCUGACGUAGUAUCCGACAUACUUACCCCCACUCCAUCUUUUGUACCCCCACCCGAAAAAAACGUCAUCGUCUAAAACAAUUUAUUGUAUACUAUUUUUUUAAAUAUAUUGGAUUUUGUGAAAA
Molecule: messenger RNA, 1173 nt
Organism: Zophobas morio
Lineage: Eukaryota; Metazoa; Arthropoda; Insecta; Coleoptera; Tenebrionidae
Product: leucine-rich melanocyte differentiation-associated protein-like
Exons: 7
Coding region: 315-1124 (269 amino acids)
Source: RefSeq, a predicted model, not a curated record